Trypanosoma cruzi is the source of this 1107-nucleotide messenger RNA. RefSeq lists its product as uncharacterized. NCBI's taxonomy places the organism in Eukaryota, Euglenozoa, Kinetoplastea, Trypanosomatida, Trypanosomatidae. Bases 1 to 1107 code for a protein of 368 amino acids. The transcript has a single exon. The record is from RefSeq and is a predicted model, not a curated record.
AUGACGGGGUGCGAAGGAAAUGUUCAGCAAGCGACAGGGUCGCAGGGUCGCUUGUCGUCACGCUCACGGGAUGUGUACAUGCGCAUGAAGCGUUUGCGCAGCCAUGAGAGCGGUAGUGCGGAGGACACGGCCCCGCCUCGCCUGCGGAUUUGUCUGGACAACAGGGGCGAUGCUAACAGUGUGGUGAGGUGCGCACUUCGUGUCGUGGCCUCGCCAUCGUCGACGUUGUUAAGCACAGAGCAGCGUCCGUGCGCGUUGCAUUUUCGUUUGCUUUCAAAAGUGGGACUCUCAGCCUCCCCAAAAGAUGAUCCACGCGGCACACACGACGAGUUCGUUCCCACACCAACGCCGCUGCUGUCUGUUGAGCGUCUAUGGAACCUCCCUGGCUGCAUGGUGGUGGACUGCACGACAGAGGAACUAAAGCGGGAGCCCAAUUCACUUCCCAUGCUUGAAAAGAACGGUCUAAAGAUUGACGGGAACGCCAUUUCAACACGGGGUGCAGAGGACUGGCUUCUCUACAUUCUCGAUAAGGAUGUUGCGGCAGAGGAAGACGAACCGGAGGAACAAAAGGAAGGAGAAGGGGCAGUUGACGAUGAAUUUGGCUUUGACGACUUGAUUAUUACAAGACCUGAAGCGGACGGCGGGGCCGUCACGCCUAAUUUUUGCUCGGGGAGGUACCGUGCGCAUCGCAAGCGAUGUCGCGAUGACACGACACCAGAGUAUAUCUUGUCUUUGGGGCCGCACUCUGGAGAAGGUGGCGGUCGCACAGACGAUUGCGAAGGGGAAAUCUCACUUUAUGCCAUGCUGCGGGACCAUGGGCAGGAUCUUUUUUUGCUGGAGGAGGAUGCUGGUUGCGAGCCGGAACUGUACAUUUAUCCCGACCAUCGCAGAGAUGAUGAGUACGACAGCAACGCGGCAGACUUUUCGGGCAAUGAGUACCCAGAUGAACAGAGCACGAGUAGCAACGCGAGUGUGCGGACCGACUCAGAGGAUGAGAAUGACAUGGUGCGACGCCCUAAGGGGUGUUACGGGGACUUGUGGUACGACGAGGAUUACGCGGAGGCUUCCCUCAGCAGCGGCUGGAGCAGCCAUGAUAAUGGCUACUGA